AUGACUACGCUGACAGGGAUUCUCCACUGGCCCGAGCGCUCCGAGGGCCGGGUACGCCAGUUCGACGAAGCGCUCACCGAAGGCGCGGACGAUCCGUUCGUCCCCGUCCAGCUCGGCGCCGACUACCCACUCCGCGACGGACAGGAAAUCACCGUCGAGGUCGUCGAACGCAAGCCUCGCCGAAGACGCACCAAGUCCGGCCGCCAGGCCCCUCGCAACCCAAGGCCCGUCGUCGCCGAGGUCCUCGCCAUCGAGGGCAUGGCCCCCGACGAGUACGCCAAACGCAAAAAAUUCGAAGAGCUCUCCUCCAUCGACCCCCAGCCGCGCCUCACCCUCGAGUACCCCGGCUGCCCCGCCUCCUGCAGGCUCAUCGACCUCUUCUGCCCCAUCGGCAAGGGCCAACGCGGCCUCAUCGUCGCGCCGCCCAAAGCCGGCAAGACCAUCCUCCUCAAGGACAUCGCCGGCGCCCUCGCCCAGAACCACCCGGACCUCGAAGUCUUCGUCAUGCUCAUCGACGAGCGCCCCGAGGAGGUCACCGACUUCCGACGCUCCGUCAACGCGCGCGUCUUCGCCUCCUCCAACGACCACGACAUCGACCGACACAUCCAGGUCGCCAUGACCGUCACCGAACGCGCGAGGCGUAUGGUCGAAGCUGGCAAGGACGUCGUCAUCCUCCUCGACUCCCUCACCCGCCUCGGCCGCGCCUUCAACAACUCACGCAAGCACGCCAACUCCGGACGCACCCUCUCCGGCGGCGUCGACUCCAAGGCCCUCGCCGUCCCCAAGCAGAUCUUCGGCUCCGCGCGCAACACCGAGGAAGCCGGCUCCCUCACCGUCAUCGCCUCCUGCCUCGUCGACACCGGCUCGCAGGGCGACACCGUCAUCUUCGAAGAGUUCAAGGGCACCGGCAACAUGGAGCUCGUCCUCGACCGCUCCAUCGCCGAGCGCCGCAUGUUCCCCGCCAUCAACCUCGCCGCCUCCGGCACGCGCAAGGAAAACCUGCUCCUCUCCGAGCAGGAACUGAGCACCAUCACCGCCCUCCGCCGACGCCUCCUCAACAUGCCGCCCCCCCAGCAGGUCGAGCAGCUCCUCGGCGCCCUCAAACGCUUCGAGACCAACGCCGAGCUCGUCGGCCUCGGCAAGUAA
Symbiodinium necroappetens is the source of this 1146-nucleotide messenger RNA. The record is from the annotation of a GenBank genome assembly. NCBI's taxonomy places the organism in Eukaryota, Dinophyceae, Suessiales, Symbiodiniaceae.